This is a messenger RNA of Angiostrongylus costaricensis, 648 nucleotides long. The record is from the annotation of a GenBank genome assembly. Lineage: Eukaryota; Metazoa; Nematoda; Chromadorea; Rhabditida; Metastrongylidae.
AUGCCAAUUUUACCCCAACUUCUUCUUUGUCAAAAGAACCUUGUUGUGUUAAUAAUGAAGCCUGAACUGUCUUCGAUUAUCAAUCCUUUUGGAACCUCUAGCGGACAGUUGUUACAGUUCAUUCAUAUGUUGAUGGUUGACUUUAUGAUGGACCAGAAAAGUCAGGUACAGUUUGAGGUGCCCUAUGUGAUUCCGUUGGUGAAGUUACUUACACAGGUAAUGCUUAUGUCUGUCUGGAUUAUUGAUAGAGAAUACAAAAAAGUCGAGGAGUCGAAGAUUAGCGAGCCUAAACAAAAAAGACCUAGGUUGUUAGGGGAACCACAAGUUCAUCCCUCCAUUAAAAUUCUGCAAGAGACGGUUGAAGUUGCUAUUAACAAGUUUGUCAAAGGAUCUAGCCAAGGCUCGCUUUAUCAGCCCAUUAGCUCCGUAUGUCAUAUUGUCCGAAUGAUAGCUAGUGCCCCAGAAAGCGAAGCGAAACAGCUGCUUCUCCCGUAUGUGAAGCAUUUAUUGUUUUUUCAACUCGCUCGUCUUGAGCCGGGCUCGAUAUCGUUUGAACUUUUUUCAACCUUUUGUGAUCCAACAAAUGAAGACCACGACUUGGAGAAGUUGAAGUUUCUUUGCUUGCUUCGGAAGUCUGGCGGAUUGUAG